This is a messenger RNA of Mya arenaria, 3263 nucleotides long. RefSeq lists its product as uncharacterized. The transcript has 18 exons. Bases 19 to 1674 code for a protein of 551 amino acids. NCBI's taxonomy places the organism in Eukaryota, Metazoa, Mollusca, Bivalvia, Myida, Myidae. The record is from RefSeq and is a predicted model, not a curated record.
UAUAAACAGUCGGCAGUUAUGUUUAAGAAAAAGAAAAGAGAAAAGAAAUCAGACAAUAUUGACUCUAUCGAAAUACCAGGAGAAGAGGAACCAAAUUAUGCAGGGCUUGUCGUUGUAUAUAGAUCAGACAUCAUCAGCCGUCUUGAACCCAAACAAAUUCUGCCUUACAUGGCUUCUAUCGAUACCACACAAAGCGAAAAGAUCAAGAAAAUAGGCGAGAUUGACAGAGUUGUUGCUACGGAAUUACUGCUAGACGCCAUAAAACAGUCACGUGAUCGAGGAAUAUGGCGGGAAUUUAUGACAGCUUUGGAAAGAACCAAAUAUAUUGCACUACGACAAAAACUUCACGGAGACUCUAUUCACGAUGACACUUCCGAAAUAAGGUAUAUUGAGAUUAUGACGCCCCAACUCAGACAAAUUAUAAAUCCAUGUGAGAUAACAUCCGCGCUUCUUUCUCGUGACAUUCUCAUUCAAGACGACGUAGAGGAGAUUCUAUGUGAAGCAAACAAUCGUGGUUCGAUAGCAGCAACAGAUAUGUUAUUGCAAAGGGUAUCUGGGAAGCAUCCCAAAUGGUACACUGAAUUAGUUGCAGUUCUUUUUACUAGCGGUAUGAGUGAUGCAGGAGAUAUCCUUCUUCAAGGUUUUAACCAAUGCCCUAGAAAAUCAGAAGAUUCGGAAUCGUAUUUGACACGAACACAAGUUCCUAAAACAGGAGUGACGGUGAAACACCUAAGGAAAUAUGUAAAAGAGAGAAAUCCUAACACAGGCAGCAGCAAAGAGCAGCCAAGGCCACAUUCUUCAGUUCUCUCGCUAACAGAUGUUGGCACCAAGUGCAGCAGCAAAGAGCAGCCAAGGCCACAUUCUUCAGUUCUCUCGCUAACAGAUGUUGGCACCAAAUUUUGUCAUACACCAAAAGAAGAACAGAAUUACUUGCAACGAAUUGUACAAAAACGAGAAUUUGAAGAACAUGUUUACGACGAGCCAGCUUACGAAGAAAACCCCGAAGACAUGGAGGUGAAAAUACCCGAAGCAGAAAUUUCGAAUAAUCAGUACCUUAGUAUGGAUAGCUCCUUGACGAAUGAACUAUUUUACAUUACCCCGCAGUGUGAAACGCCAUUGCCGGAGGAGCCGCCACCAGUGCCAAUGCGUAUUUCAAGGGGAAAAAAUGAGUCAAUGCCUAUUAAAGAUGAAAAUGAAGUCGCUGACACAAAAGAGAGGGCUGAAAGAGAAACUGUUUAUGUGUGUGCAGUAGAGGACUAUGAAACACUCUACCGGGGACAACGAUCGUUUAAAAAGGGGGAUGUAAUUCGUGUUGUAAAACCCAUAGACGGUGAAGAAGACGAUGAAUACUACCAGUGCAAUGAUAAGGAAGGGCAACUUAUUCCUAAGAUUUGUGUUGACGUCGUUGAAAUACGAAAACCAGAAAGAACAGAAAAAUGCAAAUCAACGUCAUUUGAUUAUGGUUCCCCUGCACCAGACACUCCAAUUCCUGAGAAUAUGAUGAUGACUAUCAAUAAGAUGCUUAGUGAACUUCUAAAGCAACAGACCUUAGAGCAACACGACAAAGAUCUCAAGGAGCAGCUGGGUCAGCGCGAAGACGUUAUGAAGCAAGAUUUGCUCAUACCAGAAGACGAUGAUGAAGAUGACCUUGAAAAUAUUACUUCUUUAUGCUGAUCAAACAAGGACUGUCGUGUAAUCUAUGAGACAAUUCGCUGUGUGUGUAUAUUAUAAUGUACUAACUUUUGUUAUCGUCCACUUUCAUCUGUAUUAUAUAUAUAUAAAUCAAUUAGAAGGGCUAUAUAGAAAUCAAUUAGAAGUGCUGUAUAUAAAUCAAUUAGAAGUGCUAUAUUUAAAACAAUUAGAAGUGCUACUAAGUUCCAAAUGCGAGCAGCAAUAGUGGAAAUGCUAAAAGUUUCAUUUGACGGUGAUAUCUGGAAGAACAAUGGAAGCAGUAAAGAUGCUUUAUAAAACUUGUACAACUAUGUGUAAAACAGACAAGCUAGAAGUUAUCUAAGAACGUAUAGAUCUAGGCUCAUGAAAAGAUACGUCGGGCAUAGGAAGAGUAUGUGAUACACGUAACCGAACGAUAUCUAGACAUUUUUUGUUAUUUGCAAAAGAAACAAACAGCAUAACCAGACAACUGUUAACCUUCAAAGUUUGAAUGACAUACACACGAUGUGUUUCUAUCUCUAGAUAGUGAGACGAGAUCAACUUUAGAUUAUUACUUUCUAUGCUUUUUACUUUUGAUCAUUGCUGAUGUAGUUUUCAUAUACUAAUUCAUUUUUAAAUAUACAGAACUAAUUCAUAUGUAUUUGAUUGGACAUCACAUAUUGCUAUGUUUGUACAUACUUAAGUAUCUGCGUAAACAAUAUCAGGCAUUCCAGAAAAAAAAACAUCCUGUUAAUUGCAAAUGUACAGGAGAUCGAAGUUGGUUCUUUCAUAUUUUGAAUAACUUUUUAUCUCUUAAUAGUUUCUUUUGUUUGUAACUCUGAAACAAAAAUAAAAUCAACAUUAAUUAAUAUGUAUUAUAUGCUUUCCGGUGGUUUAUAGAGAUUUAUCAGUGAAAAAAAUGAUACUUCGGUGUUUUAAACAGUGAGAAUAUUAAUUUGGUAUAAGUGUUUUAUCGGUGCAAUUUAUUAUGAUCUUACACUGAAACAAGCGAUUAUCUUCUAUUUACUAUGAAAGAAUAUGAUCUUAAAAACUGUUCAUACCUUGAACAAAGCAAUGCUGAAAAGUAGUAAACAAUUAGUUAAGUUAUUUACUGUGUUAUUACUUAAGUUUUUUCGAGAAACUUUAGCAAGAUAUUUAAUACUUAAUCAUAUACACCUCAACUUCGAUUCCUUAAAUGGAUUGCCUUUCGGCAAUUGCGAAUAUUUUCCGAUGAACGCAACUUCUUCGGAUUUGUUCGGAUUGCGAAUCAUCGCAUAUUUUUAAAAGUUGAAAAAAAAUGUUUAUCUUGUUAUUGUAUGUAUUGUGUCAGCAGGCCCCGAAAAAUUUAAAUCCACAUAUAAGCAAGGGUUCAUUUAUGACAUGUUAAAUGUCAAUUUGGUGUUUAAAAGUAUUUUCCCGCGUAAUGGUGACGUCAUUUGAAAAAAAAACUUUCCGGUUACGGUCGGGUCGUUCUAUUUACAAUAUGGAUGAGAUCAUUAUUGCAAGGUUUUGUCAAAAGGAAUAAAGUAAAAAAAUGCAUCUUUUUGUGUAGAUAUAAGCAAUAAAUUGCGUAAUUGAUGUCAUUAUCAGGGACGAGUACGCAGUUAACUGAC